AUGAAUUUAUCAAGAAAUUUUGGAAGUAAUAAUAACAAUCAACAAAUGGAUAUUCAAAAUACUGUUAGUAGUAGUGGAGAUACAAAUAAUAAUCUUUCCAUACAAAAUCCUAAUGAAAAUUCUACAACAUCAGCUUAUGAAGGAAAUUAUCAAGUUAAUAUAUCAUCAACUAAUUUUGAACUUGAAACAAUAACAUUAUCAUAUACUGGUCUUAUGCGUAUUUAUCGUUUAUUAUAUGUCGCUGAUCAUUGUUCAUCAUUACGACAUGAAGCACUUUUAUCAAGUCUUAAAUAUAUUCAAGAAACACAUUUUACUUCACUUUAUAAACAAGUUUUUGAUGAAUUAAAAAAACAAAAUAUACCAUUACCAAAUGAUUUUGAUUCAUCAUGGUAUGAAAAAACACAACGUAAUUAUAUACAAAAAUUAGAAAAACUUGAUACUGAUUUAAGAAAUUUUCGUACAAAUGCUAUUAAAGAUUCUAUACGUCGUGGUCAUGAUGAUCUUGGUGAUCAUUAUUUAGAUGGUGGAGAUUUUUUUAAUGCUAUUCGUUGUUAUGUACGUUCAAGAGAUUAUUGUGUUACACCAAGACAUAUGAUAACAAUGUGUAUGAAUGUUAUAAAAGCAUCAUUUUAUAUGCAAAAUUGGUCAAAUGUUUUAUCUUAUGUUAGUAAAGCUGAACAAGCUAUUGAAAGUCUUGAAUCAACAAAUAAAUCAGGAACAACACCAGCAGCAACAACAACAUCAUUGGCUAAUCCAAUGGAUGUUUCAACAUCAAAUGCUAUGAUUACAUCUGAUGCAAUCUUAGCUUCACGUUUAAAAGUUUAUGCUGGUAUUGCUGAAUUAGCUACAAAACGAUAUAAAUUAGCUGCACGACAUUUUCUUGGUGUUACAUUUGAUCAUUGUUCAAAUCAUUUUCAAGAUCUUAUUUCACCACAAACUCUUAUUCAAUAUGUUUGUUUAUGUAGUUUAGCAACAUUUGAACGAUCUGAAUUACAUCGUCUAGUAAUAAUGUCUCCAAAUAUGAAACAAUAUCUUGAAUUAGAACCAUCAAUUCGUGAUAUACUUCUAAAAUUUUAUGAAACAUCUUAUUCGUCAUGUCUUGGAUUAAUGUCACAUUUAGAACCAAUUUUAGCAUUAGAUCAAUAUUUAGCACCACAUUUACGUGCAUUAUAUUAUGAAAUUCGUCAUCGAAUAAUUAUAACAUAUUUUUUACCAUAUAAAAAUGCAAGUAUGACAACGAUGGCAAAUCAAUUGAAUACAACAACUGAUGUACUUGAAGAUGAACUUGUUAAUUUAAUACGAUCAGGAAAAAUCAAAGCACGUAUUGAUUCAAAAAAUAAAAUUUUAUAUGUUGCCGAUACAGAUCAACGUUGGUAUGCAUAUCAACAUGCUUUAACAAUAACAAAGCAAUCGGAAAAAAUAACACGUGCACUUUUACUUCGUUCAGCUAUAAUAAAAGCAAAUUUAAUUGUUAAAGAUGAUUCAAUAUCAUCAUCAUCAUCAACUCGUUCACCAAAUAAUAAUAAUAAUAUGAAUAUUAAUCGUCGACAUUUUAUUCCAAAUCUUCCAGGAAAUAUGAUGAUGGAUGAAGGAGAUUUAUCUGAUGAUGCAGCUAUGAAUUAA
Messenger RNA from Adineta steineri, 1623 nucleotides. NCBI's taxonomy places the organism in Eukaryota, Metazoa, Rotifera, Eurotatoria, Adinetida, Adinetidae. The record is from the annotation of a GenBank genome assembly.